Sinocyclocheilus grahami is the source of this 1286-nucleotide messenger RNA. RefSeq lists its product as uncharacterized. NCBI's taxonomy places the organism in Eukaryota, Metazoa, Chordata, Actinopteri, Cypriniformes, Cyprinidae. The transcript has 10 exons. Bases 80 to 808 code for a protein of 242 amino acids. The record is from RefSeq and is a predicted model, not a curated record.
AAAUAACCACGUCAGGUGCAAAGAGCCUUUUAUACAAGUGCCACUGGUGGAGUUUGUGUGUGUGUGUGGGAACUAAAAGAUGAAGAUCUUACUGUACGUGUGUUUCAUCUUGUUUGUUACUACUGAGGCAACUGGACAGACACCAGACCCCUGUAAUAAUGUUAUUAACUUUAACCAAUGUCUGAAUGGUGGAGCGAUCUGUGAUGAGAAAAUUAGCAGAUGUAUCUGUUUUGAGGGACAACCAUUCUGUCGGUGCAACAGUCAAAAAGUUGUUUAUGUGUUGAUGUUGCCAUCAAACAAGAGCCACGCACGUGAAGGAAUGACAACAUCCAAGACAGCCUCUAAAGAGCAGGACUUGUUCCCUGGUGUUGCUUUUGCUUCUGAUAUGAAUGGUCAGCCUCCCCUUAACAUGAGACCUGUACAACAAGGUCAUAUUCCCAUGACAGCCAUGCCCAUAUCAAGUGGGAUGCGUGAUCCUCAAAUGGGAGGUCCUGGUCGGCCCUAUAGCAUGUACACCGGGAUGCGUGACCCUCCCAUGGGAGGUCCUGUGCAGCCCUACAGCAAUGGUGCAGUUCGGGGUCAGAUUGUUAGCAACCCUUACGCUAGAGAUUCAUCCAGCCGAAACCCCUAUGAAGAGCACAGUCCUUCAGCAGACCACCACAGUGAUUACAGACCACAUGUCCCUUCACACACAUAUGAUGACCUGAAACACAACCAGCCCUAUUCUCCUGCACUACUCUACGGUUCCUCUGAGCAUGGAAACCUCCGCAAUGGAUUUCCACGACCCCAAUUAAGUCUACGAUACUAGAUUUAAAAAAAAAAUGGUUUCUGUUAAAACAGAAAAUAUAUUUUUAGAAUUUUGAACAAUGGAAGAAACAAAAGUUAUACAAUAAAGACUUGGCCAGGAUGUUGAAUGGGAAUUACACAAGGAAUUUAUGGAAAACAACUUUAUUAUUUCCUGCUUUAAAUCUGAUCUCUAUUAUCAGCUGUAAAUAUGUUUAUACUGGGUGAUUUAUACUGAAAAAUUUAAAUAGUAAAUUUAAUUAUUGCCUACAUUAAAUACAAAUGCAAUUCUGCAACCUGUUUGCUUCCUCGCUUGAAAUUCCAAAAUUUAUUUGGAGUUUAAAAAGGCAUUCUCAACUCAAUUAUGAAUGGCAUAUAAAAAAUAUCAGAUUUUUGGUUGUCAUUUUGGAUCAUCAGCUUUUGCACUUGUAAAGUCGAUUGCUGUCAUUAAAACAAGGACAUAUCGAAUAAUCCUAAAUUCAUGUUCCUUUUUUCAAUUUAAU